CAAAUUCUCUCGCUCCAAUUGCAGUAGCGAAUGUCCCUGCUUGCUUUCAUCCCACCACGCGCUGCGACGCGUCCAACGCGCCGUUGUUUACGAUUGGUGCUCGCUGAAGCGCGACAUGCGGCCAGAGGAAGAUUGUACAGCGGAGGAGUUGUCGGAGAGCCCGCUGCGAACGCGCCCGCUCCGAGAGUUGUCUUCUCAGGCGUACAGCCAACAGGAAUACCUCACCUGGGAAAUUUUUUGGGAGCGCUCCUGAACUGGGUGAAGCUGCAGCAGGAUGCUAAACCAGACGACCAGCUUAUAUUCUCUAUCGCCGGAUGGCAUGCCCUUACGUUGCCCCAAGACCCAAAAGCACUAAGUGCUGCACGGAGAGAGAUGAUGGCGGUGCUCCUCGCCAUAGGGCUCGACCCUGAGCGGUCUGUGAUCUUCCAUCAGGACGAGAAUCCUCAUCAUACAGAUCUCGCUUGGGUGUUGAGCUGCAUCACUCCUAUGGGCAAACUACGCAGGAUGACAACGUGGAAGUCAAGACUGGCAACAUCGCGCAACGCGAGGGAUGAAUCCGAAGUAGACGAAUCACUACUGAAUGCCGGCCUUUUUACAUAUCCUGUGCUCCAAGCAGCCGACAUCCUCGCUUACAAAGCGACGCAUGUACCGGUGGGCGAGGAUCAGCAACAACAUCUGGAACUCUGUCGUGACUUGGCAGAUUCAUUUAAUCGUUCCUACAAGUCGAAGAGACCGUUGUUCCCAUUACCGCAGCAUGUCAUCACGCCCUCGAGGCGCAUUCUGUCAUUGAAGGACCCAUCGUCCAAGAUGUCAAAAUCCGCACCUGAUGUCAACUCCCGUAUCCUUCUCACGGACGACGCGGCCCAGAUCAAAGCAAAGAUCCGCGGAGCUGUCACUGACACAACCGUCGGUGUGACUUACGAUCCGGUCAACCGACCAGGCGCGGCCAAUUUACUGACAAUUCUGGCUGCCUGCAUGGAUGAGGACGUGACCGAAGUCGCGAAGCGAUAUCACGGCAAAGGGCAUGGUCACUUGAAGAAAGACGUCACAGAGGCCGUCCAGGAGCUGUUGAAGAAGCCUCGUGCAGAAUUCGAGAGGCUGAAAGGUGAAACAGAUUACUUAUCGCACGUUUCAAGUAGCGGGGCGGCUAAAGCGCGUGAGUUGUCGGAGACCACGAUGCGGGAGGUCAGGGAGCGGUUGGGCUUGAUAUAGCGACAUACAUGAUAUAAAGGGUCUUUGAUAGGCCGUGCGGCAUGUACACAAGAAAAAAUUCUGUCUUAUUCACAAAAGGCACAAACCUUCCCGAGGCUGGACACUAUCGGACUACUUAUGUACGUUGUCAAGACAUACCACAUGCCGUGAGCGGCUGGAUAAACACAG
Laetiporus sulphureus 93-53 is the source of this 1380-nucleotide messenger RNA. RefSeq names its product tryptophanyl-tRNA synthetase. Gene Ontology annotation, biological process: mitochondrial tryptophanyl-tRNA aminoacylation. The transcript has 6 exons. NCBI's taxonomy places the organism in Eukaryota, Fungi, Basidiomycota, Agaricomycetes, Polyporales, Laetiporaceae. Bases 31 to 1212 code for a protein of 393 amino acids. Gene Ontology annotation, cellular component: mitochondrion; mitochondrial matrix. The record is from RefSeq and is a predicted model, not a curated record. Gene Ontology annotation, molecular function: ATP binding; tryptophan-tRNA ligase activity.